CAGUCGCAUCACUGUAUGCACGAUGAACGAGUCGUCAUGACUUCUAGUCGAACAUCUUGAUGUCUAGACCAGAGGCCGUAUUCUACGGGUCGGCCCCACAAUCGCUGACAUGGCCAUGGUACGGAGAGGCCAAUGUCAUGCGCCGAGAACCUGAGACAUGGAGAUCGACUCUCCGCCGAUCUGUGCCUUGUACGGCUCGGCACUCAAAGACUCUCCGCUUUGCGCCAUGUAUAAAGCAUUGGCGAAGUGCUGCGCCCCGCCUCCAUUUCUGCCCCAACAAAGGCUUGCUUUGGGCCACUGGCUGUGCCUCGACCCUUUUUCCUCCCGGCCUAUUUAAACCCUCAUCGGCCACGCCGGUCGUGGCUCUUGACGUUCCUCCUUCUGCCACGGUCCAUACGACUCUACGACUGGUCUCUGUCACGACACACAAACGACCACCCCGCGACGCUCAGUUCGACGCUUUACAUUUACGACUAAACACACAUGGAGCAAUCGCACGACGCAUUUCAGCCGCCGACGGGCUGGUCCGAACGCGAACCGGGAGCACAGACAGAACCCGCGGGGGUUAGGGUGAUGAUAGUGAAGGAGAGAGUUUCCAAGGGACCCGCGAAGCCCAAGAUCCAUAGAUGUGAGAUAUGUCUGAGUGUCGGAAACGACACUGCGUUCAGCCGUAAACCAGACUUGACCCGUCACGUAGUUGUCGUGCAUAACAAGAAGAAGCCUUACCCUUGUACCUGGAAAGGCUGUGGCACGUGGUUCUCCAGCACAUCGGCGCUGAAGAAUCACCGGAGUGUACACACACACGAGAAGUUGUGGAAGUGCCCGAUAUGUUCCUUGAGAUUCAGCGAGCAGUCCUCCUGCGGCCGUCACCAGAAGGAAAAGCACCGUGGCUUAACACACUUUUGCCCCUUCUGCGACAAGACGGUCAUACGCACCAACGACUUCGCUAGGCACUUACAAUCCUGCCACAAUGUCAAGAAGAGCGCGGAGGAAAGGAGUAUGUAUAAGCUGCACCAUUCUACCCCUCUGGAAAUUAUGGCGACAAUGCCCCAGUUCACCCUCCCCGGUAUGAAUGGACUGGAGAUGAGGCGCAAGGUGCUCGACGCCCAGGAAUCGGCCCCCCCUAGGACGCGCGUGAAGCACGCCGUUGAUGUCUCUAUCCAGGAGUCAGAACUCAUCUCCCUCUCUCCGGGCCCCCCGAUCAUGAGUGGUUACGAGACGACGCCGUCUUCCACUACGGGCUUCAGCGUCAGCCCUUCUCCAUCUUAUACGGACAUUAGCGAUGACGGCUAUGCGUCCCAGAGUGGCUACAAUAACGCACUUGAAAUCGACUUUGGUUCUGGUGGGCAAAUGCUGUAUGCCAACAUGCAACCUAUCAGCCGGACAUCGUCUACCACGAGCCUGUUGAGCGAUGGUCGCCUACAAGUUCCCAGCCGUGCAAGCUCUGCCUCUAGCUUUUCCACUGGGGGGUAUGCGUAUGGGUUCACCGCGUCACUUGCACCGUCAGAGGAAAUGUCAUUCGUCUUUACACCCGACACGCAAGUAACCGGUGGAUCGUCGUCCUAUGCCCGUGCCGCUGGUGGUCAGAUGCACUACGAUGUACAGACUACCAACGGGUCUUACGUCUACAAUCCUCAGGCUGCGUUCGGGGUCGGCGGGGUUUCUACUCAGAACCAGACCAGGUACUACUACAUUGCGCGCCAACCCGAGGAAGUCACCAGCAUAUCGCACACGCGCCGCGGCAUGGCGCAUCUCUCCGCGCAGCAGUGGGGCUCGCAAGGAUCCCUGAACUAGGGAUCCUCGGACUGCUCCAUUUGUAUCUCUUAUUCUUAUUCAGGUUGUACGGUUAUACUUCGGAUUCGCGCGAUUGAUCUCGCACUUCUGUUGUGUUGUGUUAGCCAUAGGUAGUACUAAUAGCUCGCCACUCUGUAUCGUUGUUCAACCGCUGUAUUUCUAUCCUGUUCUUCGCAAUGUAUACGUUGGUGUUUUCGACGCCACGCUG
Dichomitus squalens LYAD-421 SS1 is the source of this 2002-nucleotide messenger RNA. RefSeq lists its product as uncharacterized. The record is from RefSeq and is a predicted model, not a curated record. The transcript has 9 exons. Gene Ontology annotation, molecular function: RNA polymerase II cis-regulatory region sequence-specific DNA binding; DNA-binding transcription factor activity. NCBI's taxonomy places the organism in Eukaryota, Fungi, Basidiomycota, Agaricomycetes, Polyporales, Polyporaceae. Gene Ontology annotation, biological process: regulation of transcription by RNA polymerase II. The coding region runs from base 484 to 1794 and encodes 436 amino acids.